AUGGCACUUCCGCUGCCGCCGGGCCUCACGCCCGCUGAAACCGCCUUCCUCUGCGAGAUGGAGCUCGUGACGGUGCUCCCGCGGCAGCGCCUCGAGAGCCUCGAACUGCUAGGAGGUCCCACACCAGCACUCGCCCCACCCCACCGCGCAGACAUACCGCUGUGGCUAGCCCUCCUGCUCAAGCGCCAAAAGCGAGCGAACAUCGUGCCGCCACCAUGGCUGCACCCGGACUCACUAAACACGAUCCUGGAGAUCGAAACAGAGCACGAGAGCGCCUUCGCACCCGCACCGCCACUCCCAUCCUCCAACAACAACAACAGCAACACCGCCAGCACAAGCACAACCACGUACGCCGGCCUAGACGCGACCACCUCGUCGCCACCCUUCGUGCUCACGAGCACCGCGUCGGCGCCCCCCACCGCACUGCCCUACCACUGGCUCGAGCUGGGGGAAAUGCUGCUCUCAGCCGCGCCCGACGACUUCGCCGACCCGGACCUCGUGCGGCGCCUGAUGCGCGACCUGCGCGAAGUGCGCAUGGCGAAGCUGCGCGCGGGCGUGGACGCGCUGGACGCGGGCGCGGGCGUGCGCAUGAACGGCGUGGGCGGCAUGGAGGUGGCCGAGGGCCGCAGCUUCAUUGCCGGCGUCGUCGACGGGCUGCGCCGCGUUGGCGCGUCGCGCGAGCAGGCGCGGCGCGAGCGCGAGGCUGAGGAUUUUGAUGCUGCUGGUGCUGGUGCGAGGGAAGGCGCGUAUAGUGAUGAUGAGAUGGAGCUGUGAGAAUGCCUGUGCCGCGUUUGGUUGUUGCUGUGAUAUCCUGUGCCGGCGUAUUUGGGGCGGGGGAAUUGGCCCUUGGGUGGGGAAUGGCUGGGCUAUGCUAUGUAUGCUGCUGCGAGCUACGAACAGCGGCUGCUUUUGGAGCGGAAAACUCUGGGCUGGUCCGUUCUAUUUGAUAUGAGACGGAGGAUUUAUCUGCAGUAGAUGCGGCAUCUGCUUCGACGGAGCAGCAUGACGUGGUAGCACAAAAAGUCAUUGAACGUCUCAUAUACAAUCUUCAUUUCACG
Aplosporella prunicola CBS 121167 is the source of this 1058-nucleotide messenger RNA. RefSeq lists its product as uncharacterized. Bases 1 to 774 code for a protein of 257 amino acids. The record is from RefSeq and is a predicted model, not a curated record. The transcript is spliced from 2 exons. Gene Ontology annotation, cellular component: GINS complex; nucleus. Lineage: Eukaryota; Fungi; Ascomycota; Dothideomycetes; Botryosphaeriales; Aplosporellaceae. Gene Ontology annotation, biological process: double-strand break repair via break-induced replication; DNA replication.